AUGUCCCAGGGUCUAUUGCCCCUGGAGAUUCCUGCCACUUUGCUGGCCCAAGUAAAAGGUCUUGAAAAUUUCCUGACGCUUUACCAUCUCUGGUGGUACAUUGUAGUUCUGCAUAUACUGUUUGAACUGAAUCAUGAUACCUUUAGAGAGCUCCAUGUCUUUAAACAUUCCUUCAAGCUUGCUGCUCUUUUCCAAACCCUGGUGCUGCUAAUGUUUAAUGAAGGAGAGGAAUUCAGUUUACAAGAGAUCAAGCAAGCCACUGCGAUAGAGGAUGGAGAAUUAAGACGAACUCCGCAGUCGCUAGCCUGUGGCAAAGCUAGAGUUUUGGCUAAAAAUCCAAAGGGUAAAGAUAUCGAAGAUAGUGACAAAUUUAUUUGGAAUGACGAUUUCAAACACAAGCUAUUCAGGAUAAAGAUCAAUCAAAUACAGAUGAAAGAAACGGUUGAAGAACAAGCAAGCACUACAGAAAAAGUAUUUCAAGAUAGACAGUGCCAAAUUGAUGCUGUGAUCGUCCGAAUUAUGAAGAUGAGGAAAACACUUAGCCACAAUCUUCUUCUUUCAGAAGUCUACAAUCAGCUUAAAUUUCCAGUUCAACCUGCUGAUCGUAAGAAGAGAAUAGAAUCCCUAACUGACAAGGACUACAUGGAAAGAGAUAAAGAAAACCCAAAUCAGUACAACUAUAUUGCAUAGAAUGUUGGCCUUGGAACAUUUGUUGUCAUAAU
Messenger RNA from Apodemus sylvaticus (European woodmouse), 722 nucleotides. Its product is annotated as cullin-4B-like. Gene Ontology annotation, cellular component: Cul4B-RING E3 ubiquitin ligase complex. The coding region runs from base 1 to 690 and encodes 229 amino acids. Lineage: Eukaryota; Metazoa; Chordata; Mammalia; Rodentia; Muridae. Gene Ontology annotation, biological process: ubiquitin-dependent protein catabolic process; DNA damage response; protein ubiquitination. The transcript is spliced from 3 exons. The record is from RefSeq and is a predicted model, not a curated record. Gene Ontology annotation, molecular function: ubiquitin protein ligase binding.